AGAAGAGUGUGAGCCGAUAUGAAUCUGGAAUUAUUGGUGCCGUUUGGGUUGAGGAGUUUGAUGAAUAUCGACUGUCACUUGUUCCUUCAAUGAAUACGGCACAUUUUCGGCUGUUGGCCGGGUGGUGGUUAUUUGGGACCUUCUACCAUGAGGAGUUCUCAAAGCACGUGCAUCCCGUUUGCAGUAUUGGCUGGUCGAGCAACGAGUCCAAAAUAACUUUAGCGUCAACUGAUAACAAUUUGUACAUUUGGGCUAUUUUAUCAAGAGACUUUUAGUGAGCAAAAGUUUCGAUUGCCAUCUCCGGUGCUGACAGUAUAAUUUGAUCCGAUCACCGAUGCCAGUUGGCUUGUUUGUCCCAUGCGAUACGCCACUGUUUUUGUCAAUAUCAAUGGAACGCAUGAAUGUUUGUCAUAUGACAGUGAUUUAUUAAACACAUCUGAUCCAUUAACUCUGGUGUAUGAUGCGAAAGAAUUGAUUACAUACGGAGGAGAGAAAGUGAGCUGGAGCCAGAGAAAUUGCGCGAAAUUUGUAAAUUUUAUAAUUGAGUCCAUAUUUUCGGUUAAAUACAUGAUACUACGGUGAUGAAAAAGGCUCUUAGAGGAACAUUUAGAGAAGCCAUCGUAUGACAACAAUGUCAACAAUGUGUCCCGUGUAUCACUGUCGGCAAAAAAUUUAAGGCCACAACCAACCUAAAAAAACCAAUAGCAAACAACAAAUUACACCCACUGAAUUGCUUAGGUCUUUUAUUAUAUAAUAGUUUUCUUAAAACAUUUCCUUUUCGAAAGAAAAUAAUAGUGAAUUUUAGAAAUCAAAUUACAUUUUGUAACGAAACGGAAAAGAAUAAAUCGAAAGAAAGACGAAGAUUGUGUCUAGCCAAUAGAAAUGUAUGCUAUGAAACCAGACGGGACCGAGUAAAAUUAGGGAAUUUCAAUAGGUGAUGAACGUAGCGUGCCCGGCCCAUUUUUCGAUAAAUUCAAUGACAUCGGGAAUGCUUGUGUGCGGUGACAUUUUGGCUGACACCGUUAAUUUGCUCCAGACAUCACGAUUGGCCUGCCGAUGCGAACGUUGAAACACGACCGGUUGCUUAUGCUGAAUCGGAUAGCCGCUAACGAUGCACGGCUCAUCGUGAAUAUCCAAACUGGAUUCGUAUAAAUUGCGAUCGUCAGUCGGUAGCACCUACAAACGGGAAUCCGGAAUCGAUUUGUCAAAUUUUCGUCAAAUUUCAUUUAAAAUAGAUCAAACCUAAGAUCUGCGUUUAAAAGUGCCAAUCGAACACGAACUUCAGGACAUUGCAGACCGGGACCGGUUGUUUCUUCAUAUUUCUCUGCGAUUUUCAUGGUUUCGCUCAAGUAGAAUGCCUUCGAUGCAUUCCCCAGUGCUGCGAAACAACGCUGUGCCACCUGCAAUUUCGGCAAUUCCAAAUAGUUGCAAUCAUUUCCAUUUAGUAAAAUAAUCGUUUUAUUUCAAUUCAACAUUUUUUUGUUUGACAUACCAAAAUAUUUUGUUGAUUUAAGGCGACAUUAGCCAGAUUGUGCCACAUCGCUUUGGCUGCAGGGACAUCGCCCAGUGUUUCAAGGAACAAAAUUGCCCGACCAAAAUCGUUAUCAUUAACUGCAGUACCAAACUCCACUAAGCCCUCGUCAAGACUCCGUACAGAAAUCGUAUGCGGAUUGACGAAUUCGGUUCUAACGGAUCUCAAGAUGAAAUUAUCGCCGUAUUCCACCAGCGACAAUUCACCGGCGUUAAAUAUAAGGCACACGUUUGGAUUUUCAAAGUAGAAUUUCUCAUGAUCACCAGUUUUCGUCCACGAUACUUCGCUCGUUAAAUUCCGCGUUAAAUCGCACAAAAUCAACGAUUCAUCGGUGCGUGCAACGAGCAUUGGCGUUGCUUUGUAAAGUGAAAAUUCGCGAAUCAUUUAUUACAAUUGAGAAAGGCAGCACUUAUCAAACACAUGUACAUGAAACAACAACACGGUUGUCGUCGAGUGUGACGAGAGGCUCUUCAUAUUAUCGGAUUUUUGCAGAAGAAAAAAAUAUGUAUGCUCAGACGAACUGAAUAAAUGAGACAGCCAGAUUUCUUAUCGCAAUAUGAUAAUGCGAUGAUGAAAGACCGCGAAACAUAAAGUGAUUCACAAAAUGUGUCAUACAUUAUCUACUGAAUCGUGGCUGCUGUUGUUGUUGUUCUUUCAUUCCGUUCGAGACAUUUCACAUUGAAUUGCAUCCAGUUAAGCAUAAGCAUACACAACAGUUUUCCAAUUGAAAACAAUUUCGCAUUAUGUUUUUUUUUUGUUCCUUCGUUCCCCGUUUCAUCUUCUGCUGUAACAUACACACCGACUGUUUUGUAUGCAAGAGUGAAGUGAUGAAGGUGGAUUCGUAUCGCGCGCUUGAUGGAAAAUUGGAUGCUUGACUGACGACGAGAGCGAUGAGACUUUUGUACUAGUUUCUGCUGCUUGGAUUUCAUUCGCGUGCUUUACGUAUUCGUUUAUUUCGCGCGCGAGAGAGAGAGAAUCAAUAGGGUUGACGCGCAUGUCACCUGUUGCAAAUUCUAUAAAUACAGACGAUACCACAUAUAGUGUCACUACUGGCAGAGGUUCACUGCUUUUCCACACCGAACCGUACCGUAAUUGUGGAAAUGGCUCAAAUGAUUUUCCACUUAGGGUUUUUGAGAGUUAAACCGUUUACAUGAACUAACACAUCGAUCGAAAUAGGUAUGCGUGUGCUUGUGUGAGUGCGUAUGUGAAAAGCCCAAGAAUGAUUCUCCUUUUUGGUUGUUCUCACAUCAAAUCGGUGCCAAAAGAGCAGAUGAGCUCACAGUAUUAAUGCGCGUAAAAUAUUGUGCCUAUGUUCCAGCAUCUUGUCAGCCAGCGAGAUGAUGUGCGUAUUUGUAUGCGUGCGAGUAACGCUGUAUGUGUGUCUGAUUUUCUCCAACUUUCUCUGUGUAUCAAAUUCAUUCAACAGCGAGAAAAGAGAAAAAUAAAGUUUUGCUCUUUCUCAUCGGCUUCGACUCUGACGACGGCAAUUCAAGCGAAAUUUGCUCCAUUUUAACGUGAAUCAGGCAGUGCAUCCUCUGGUAUUUGACAUCACACUUUAUGUAGUCCAAAGCAACCGUUGUGUCGAGCCCAAGUGAAUCGUCUCACACACAUCAUCCGAGAGAGAGAGCGGAAAAGAAAAGUAUUUUCAUCGCAGUUGUCGUGUUGUUGGAUCCUUUUUUUCUCGCGCAAAGGAAAUCAGAAAAUAUGAUGACAAAAUGUUUAUGCGAUGCAGUAAAUGAGAGGCAAUGAAUGAGAAAUUGGGACAUAUCAAGAAGAAUAAUUGAUUUGAAGAGCAUUGGGAUAAUCGCACCGACCCCUCCUACCCGUUAAUUUGGGAUUAGCUCUGUGGAUAAUCUGUAUGUAGCGAAAUGCAUGCUCGUGGUGUGGCAGCAAAAUGGCAAAGUCGUCGAAAAAUCUCACUCGGUCCAGUGCGUCGUGCUUGUCCAGCAUCAGGAGCAACAUGGAAUGUGCAAGUGGUACGGGGCAAAAUGACGUCAAGAUGUUUAUGGCACGCUUGUCGAGCGCUCGCUCUUGGUCUUUUGCUGAUGUUGAUCGGCGCUGGUAUGGCAACAAUAGGCUAUUAUGCGGAGCACAUAUCGCCACAUACGGAAACGCGAAAUAUUUCAACGGUUCGCGUGAAACCCGAUUCGAAAGGAAUUCAUUUACAUAAUCUGUCAUACGCUGGCCCAAUUGUGAUGGGUUGUGGGGGCUUUAUAAUAGUCGCGGCAUGUGUAAUGACAUUUGAAGCGAGGGAUUCAGCAGCUAAGGUCGUACCCGCGAGAUUUGCGAAAUUAAGCACGAAUAGCCGUGCUAAUGGGACUCGCAUGAACUCAGCGAGACGGACAGCCGCACCGGGAAUGUCGUCAUCAAAUGUCGGAUCCCAAACACGUUGGGAUAAUCAGCUGGGCGUAUUUCGCACAUCACCUCUCGGUGAUAAUCCAGCUCAAUCAAGAACCGCUCAAACCGCCGCUCUUGUUCAUUUUUCAAGAUUCAUUGGAUCUGUAAAUUAUUCGCCAAAAGACCGUCGUUUUUCUCGCAGUGGUAGCGUACCGAAUUUAACGUCAUGCAAUCGAUCACCGACGAUCCCGAAGCAAAACUCAAUAUCACCGACAGCGCAACGAAUCCGUCAACACCAUCGCACAUCAAAGAAGGAUCGAAUUGCCCGCGGCAUUCGUAGCAUGCAUCGGAAUAACUUGAAUAAAUCGAUUGAUGAAGGUGGCGUUUAUUUUACCAGUGCCAAACCGUCAAUUGAUUCGCAAAAUUCAAUGGGUGAGUUCUCUGGCAAUAAACGUGAACGAAAUAAGCGGUCGGAUACGGGAAAGCGACAUAUAUUAGCGCGUCAAAAGCAAAUUGACAACAGUUCUGAAGUACAUAAUAAUGUUGUAUCAAAAACGAAUUUUUCGGAUAAUCGAAGCAAUUCAACCAAUUCCGGCAUAUCGAAAAUAUUUCGUAAGGGUGGCAAAUCGUCCAGUGUGUCACGAACACCGAGCGUUGAUUCAAGAGGUGUACAAACGGAUGAGAUUUUAGAGAAGGCAAUCAUAACGAGUCCACCGUAUCGAAAAGCAGGCACGUUGAUUGCACAAACGUCAACUCCAUCGGUUGAAGGGAAAUUUAAAAGUCAACUGUCCGUUUGUUCCGAGCCGGCGAAUAUUCCGGUGUAUCAAUUAUCGAUCGAUCAGACUCUAGCGGAGGAAGUAGUACCAAAAGUGCCACAAUCGCCAAACGUAGUAAACAAAGUGCAAAUAUCAACCACAUUAUCGGUAGAGACAACAACAACAACAAGUGAUGAACAAUCCGUGCAAAUAAAGCGUCCAACAACAUUGGGCAUCUUAGAUUGUAAUCGUGUCGAUCCAGUAGUAGUAGCCAGUACAUCGAAUGAGUGUACUACAACAACAACAACAGCAACAACGUCGGUCCAAAUUGAAAACCCGGCCGAAAAACCAUCAUCAUCGGUGCGGCAAAUUCCGAAGACAUUGUUUCGCAGUAAUUCAUCGAGUUUGCAUAAGCGAGAGAGUACAUUUGUUCCGGCAGCCACCACAUCGGCUGCUAAUAAAUUCAAAUUGAGCAGCGAACUUGAUCACAUUUUUGUGAUUAGUACUAGUCGGUCAAACAAUGACGGCACCUUUGCUUCUGUCUCCGCCGCCGGUGAUGAUGAAAAUUACGAUUCGAUUGAAGUGAUCGACGAACGACGCAUGAAAAAUAUGGCCAAAUCGGAUCGAGCACGACUCUACAAAAGCAACACAUUCAUUUGCGAGGAAUAUUAUACGAACGAGCAAUUGGCAUGUGUUAUGGACACCACCACCACCAUCAUCGAGCCAGCCAAAGAAACAAUAAUCGAAGAGAAACGAGAAUGAAAACUACUUAACGGAAAUUGACGGCCAGUGACCGAGGUGGUGCGCAAUUAGAUUUUGGGUUUUGUUUUUGUUUUUGUUCCCACUCACAGACAUACAGAUACAGGUGAUCUUAUGCCAAAAUAUUAGAUGUAUACACACAAACACACACUUGAAUAUAAAUUUAACAUGAAAAUGGAAAAGUAAAAGAAAAAAAAGAAAGAAACAUUGUACAAUCAACGAUGAAUGCAAACAUGAAAA
Molecule: messenger RNA, 5622 nt
Organism: Sitodiplosis mosellana (orange wheat blossom midge)
Lineage: Eukaryota; Metazoa; Arthropoda; Insecta; Diptera; Cecidomyiidae
Exons: 18
Coding region: 3400-5385 (661 amino acids)
Source: RefSeq, a predicted model, not a curated record